This is a messenger RNA of Jatropha curcas, 4488 nucleotides long. RefSeq lists its product as uncharacterized. Gene Ontology annotation, biological process: nuclear-transcribed mRNA catabolic process, nonsense-mediated decay. The record is from RefSeq and is a predicted model, not a curated record. NCBI's taxonomy places the organism in Eukaryota, Viridiplantae, Streptophyta, Magnoliopsida, Malpighiales, Euphorbiaceae.
CAUCGGAAUGUAUAAUAUUGAAAAAUAGAGAAAUGCACUUCAAAACAAGGCUUCAUUUUCUAUAAUUCUCCGCAGAAAAACAAGACCCAUAACUUCGAUCAAACUCCUAACUUCAUGAAGCUUCUUCCCUAGUAAUCCUUCUCCCUCUCAUCUUCCAUUCUUCAUGGACUCAACGAGCUCCAACCGGCCCUCCAUGCGGGUCUUGACCCGCCCACCUGCCCCUGCACCCGCACCAAUACCCACUUCUACUCCAGAUGCUCAACCAUCUUCUCAAUCACAGCCUCGCUCUCUAGAAGGCGUAGUAGUUGUUGGAUUUAUUUCGCGGAGCCCCGACUGCUGUUCUCAGCUCAUUAACCGUGUUCUUGACUCCAACACAUUUGGGUCGGGUAACAUCGACAAACUACUGUUUAUUGAUAAAGACGAACUGAGAGAUUGGUUCAACUGGAGGAGAAUAAGUUAUUACCAUGAAGAGGAUAAAGGAAUCUUGUUCUUGCAGUUUUGUUCAACCCGGUGCCCAGCUGUUCAUGGGUCUUCCGGUACGGGUUCCGGGUUUGACUCCGCUUUAGAAGAGCGGGAGUUUGAGGAGCUUCAGGGGUUGCUUUUCAUGUUCUCUGUGUGCCAUGUAAUUAUUUAUAUUCAGGAGAUGUCACGCUUCGACCCUCAUAUUUUGAAAAAGUUUAGGGUGUUACAAGCAUCCAAGCAUGCAUUAGCUCCAUAUCUAAGAUCCAGGACUGCCCUACCAUUGCCAUCUAGGUCUCAUUCUUCUUCAUCUUCCUCUAGGCCAACCCCUUCUACCAGUUCCUCUCCAGGGAGAAGUGGUGGAGUCAUGAGUCAUAAUGCUUCUGCUAUCUCUCUCAUGUCAGGUUUAGGUUCCUACACAUCGUUGUUUCCUGGACAUUGUACUCCAGUCAUACUCUUUGUCUUUGUUGAUGAUUUUUUUGAUAUACCUAAUCCUAAUUCUAACACUGAGGAAUCAAAAGAUGUCUCCUCACUUAAUCAGUCUUCUAGUUUGACUAGUGUAUCUAGACCGAGCUUACCUACUAAGAGUUCUGGUUCAGUUGUUGUGCUAGCACGCCCUGUUAGUAAAUCUGAAGGUGGUUUCAGGAAGAAACUGCAGUCAUCUCUUGAAGCACAGAUUCGUUUUCUCAUUAAGAAGUGCCGAACGCUCUCAGGUUCUGAAAGUGGUCAUGCUGGUUCUAGAAGUGGAGGUGGUUCAAGUUCUACACCUUUGUUUUCACUUGACGCAUCAAGGGCGGUUGUGCUGCUUGACAGGUUGAUAAAUCAGAAAGGAGAAGCUCUAGAGUUUGCUACCGACCUUGUGGAAGAUGUUUUGAGUGGAAAAGCAACCUCAGAUUCACUUUUACUUGAAAGCCAUGGUCAGAAUGCAAACAAGGAGGACAUCUUAUCCAUAAAGGAGUUCAUUUAUAGACAGUCUGAUAUUCUGAGAGGUAAAGGGGGGCUGGUCACUGGCAGUAACAGUGGUCCAGCAGCUGGUGUAGGUAUGGUUGCUGUUGCUGCAGCUGCUGCUGCAGCCUCAGCUGCAUCUGGAAAGACAUAUACUACUCCUGAACUUCCGAGUUUGGAAACAUGGUUGUCAUCAAGCCAACUUAUUCUACUUGGAAUUCUCUCCGCCAAACGUGGGAGUGUAGAUGAAACUGAAGCUGGUAAAAGGAAACCUCGACAACGAAACUUUGGUCCAACCCAAGUUGAAGGGUUUGCUGCACGAGGUAUGGACCCUGUAGAUGUUGCAGUUUCUUUGUUGGAUAGUGGCAGAGGACUGAACACAAAAUUUUCGACUUUAUGGUGUGAAAGGACCCUUUCAACUGCCAAGGAUGUUUAUCUGAAGGACUUACCUGCUUGUUAUCCCACAUCAGAGCACAAGGCCCAUUUAGAAAAGGCUUUAAGUGCUUUCCACUCAAUGGUCAGAGGAUCUGCAGUCCCGCUUUUUGCAAAAAUGCUGGAGGAUGAAUGCAUGUCCAUUUGGAAAUCUGGUAGACAACUAUGUGAUGCUAUUAGUUUGACAGGAAAACCAUGUAUGCACCAGAGACAUGAUAUUGGUAGUGAUAAGCAAGAGUCACCUACAGGAGCCCCAGUGAAGCCCCAUUCAAGUGGAUAUUUUUUCCUUCAUGCUUGUGCCUGUGGUCGCACACGUCAGUUACGCCCGGAUCCUUUUGACUUUGACGCAGCAAAUGUUACUUCUAAUUGCUUUCAAGACUGUGACAAACUACUUCCUGCAGUCCAAUUACCUGAGCAAAGCAAUGCUGGACCUGUGCAGUCAACCUCUUGGAGUUUGAUUCGUGUUGGGGGGGCAAGGUAUUAUGAACCGUCUAAGGGCUUGCUACAGAGUGGAUUUUCUGCCUCACAAAAGUUUCUCUUGAAAUGGACAAUAGUUUUGGAGAAACCAGUGAACUCAAAUGGUUUGCCUGCCAAAACUAAAAGACAAAAUUCUGUGAGGCAAAGUACAGAUCCCCAGGUUGAAAUUGAUGCUGAGAUAGAUAGAAAGAAAGUUGGUUCCACUCAGUUGUACUCAGGAGAUCUACAGUCUGGGGUUGAAAAUCAAAGGAAACUCUCGGAAUACAGCAAGAUUGAUGAUAAAAAAGUUAGUUUUGGUAGAAUGAUACCAAAUUUAACGAUGAGAAAACCUUUUUCUGAGGUAGUUGCUGGAUCAUCAACUGCUGAUUCAGGAUUUCCCCCACUCCAGCAAACAAAACAGCCAUCAUCAGGGUCAGAGAGAGGUUUCAAACAAAAUAACAUAAGAGAUAGGAACAUAGAACAGGUUAUGAAUGUUGAUCAAGGAUCUCAAAAGUUUGAGGAUAUCUUACCUGGUCGUGAAAGCUUAAAUGUAAUGUCUAGCAGUGGUGGUGCACAUGAUGACCCUUAUGUGCAAAUUGGGAGUAAUGUAGUUCCUGUGAGCAUUAAUGGUGGUGAAAUGGUUAAACUGGAUCCCAAUUUGAAACAUUCAGUUGUUUAUGUUGGUCUUGAGCAUGAGUGUCCGCAUGGCCACCGUUUUUUGUUAAGUCUGGAUCACCUUGAUGAGCUAGGAUCCCCAUAUUCUUUUCCUAAAGAUUCUCAAGUCCCUUCUGUGGAAACAUCAGACCAUAAUCUGGCAAAUACUUCAAACGUGGGUAAGAAUGGUGGUCAUGGCAGAGCUCAUAGGAGCUCAAAGGGUGCACAUGUUGCUGCCAUGAGUAAGGUUCGCAAUGUGGAUAAGUCAAAAGAAAAAAGGGUGAACAGUGGUCUAUAUGUUGAUGCGUUGACACCAUUCUCCAGAGCAGGGAAGGAAUGGAAUCAAACAUCUACAAACGAACCAACAUAUAUAGAUUCUGUAAAAAAUCUUGAAGCAGGUUUCCAUUCUAUUAGCCUCGAUGAUGGUGGAAGUGCUUUCUCCAUGUUGAAUAGAAAUUUACCAGUAUACAUGAACUGUCCAUACUGCAAGCAUUCCAAGAACAAGAAGGAUCUACAAAAGAUUAAGUUUGCUGGUACAGUAUCGCAGUUGCAAAGGAUUUUUUUGGUCACACCUCCAUUUCCAGUUGUAUUAGCAACAUGCCCUGUUGUACAAUUUGAGGCGUCAUGCUUGCCGCCAUCAAUUGCAGACCGUGAACAAAAGUUGCAGUUUAGUCUUGGAUGUCGAGUGGUCCUACCGCCAGAAAGUUUCCUUACGCUAAGACUACCAUUUGUGUAUGGUGUGCAACUAGAGGAUGGGAAGACACUUCCUCUUAAUGCUUUAGAACAUCAACCAGAAAUGACUGCUUGGAUUAUUAAGGGCACAACAUUGCUGGUCAUUUCUAAGGGAAGCAGUCUCAAUGAGGAAACUCUGACAUAGUCAAGAAUUCUGAACUCUGAAAUUUGGCCAUGAUGGUGAUCCAUGCCUCUUUGAGUUCAUAGAAGCAGAUUUCUGUGUCCAGCUUUUCCUUGACUAAGCUCAAGAUUCUAAGGGGUUGUUGUGAGAGUCAUAAAAUUGUAUUUGGUGAUCAAGCUGUGACCAGAGAGUGGAGAUGUUGGGAGGAUUCUGCUGUUUCCAGGUGGCGGUUUGUUUCUAAUGGAGACUCCUAUUGCCAUGGCAUGUGCUUGAAUCCAGCCUUGCGAUCACAAGUACCCCUAAGGUGUUCAUAGCCAUGGAAAUUGGUUGCAUAGGCGAGGAUGGAACUCAAUUGGUGAUCCUAUUUCCAAUGAGGUUCGCUGUUCAAGUUUGCCAUGGUUGAAAAAGAUCCCAAUAAUAAUACAAGGGUUCCUUUACAAGGACCUUAAUAUUUACAAUCCUUAAACUGUUGUUUUCAUCGUCAAUACUUGCAUGGAUAGACCAUCUGCUAUUCGUUGAAGUGACUGGAGAUAUUGCAGUAGAAGUAGAGUUUCAUAGAUGCAGAAUCCCAGUUGUUUUGUUCUUACUGAUUCAAAGAAAUGAUAAAUAUCAUGAGAUAGGCAAAAGUCUCCACCUACAACCUGCAAUUUAAAGAGACAAUUAAUUUAUAUGUGGUCUUGUUAAUUACA